GUCACGGGGCGGAGCAGGCGCGCGGCAGCCCUUGGACCCCGGCGUCCCCGGCUCCCGGCUCCCGGACCCUCCAGCCCGCGACGGCGGCGGCCAGGCCUCAUGUACCGCUCGGUGUACCCCUUCCGCUCGUCGGAGCCCAACUCGCUGCCCUUCGGCGAGGGGGAGACCUUCCUGAUCCUGGAGCACAGCAGCCCGCACUGGUGGCUGGCGACCCGGGCCCGCAGCGGGGAGACCGGCUAUGUGCCCCCGGCCUACCUGCGGCGCCUGCAGGGCUUAGAGCAAGAUGUCGUCCUCCAGUCCAUUGACCGUGCCAUUGAAGCGGUGCACAAUGCAGCCAUGAAGAAUGGGGGCAAGUAUAACCUGGAGCAGCGAGAUGUCCUGCAGAAGCUGAUCCACCACAGGAAGGAAACGUUGUUCCGCAAAAGUCACACAGCCCCCAGCCCGGUGACCAUGACCCCUUCAUCCAGUGACCACCACCUGGACACUGCCACCUCUAGGCAGCCCAAUGGGGUUUGCAGGACCAGCUAUGAGAGACAGCACAGCCUGCCCAGCGCUGAGUUUCUGGGAGAGGAUAGUGCUUCCUACCAGGUCCCACCGCAUCCUCGACGGGUGGCUUCUAUCACACCUCCCCCACCAGGGAAGCGGCGGCCCAUCCCUGUGGGCUCUGUGAGAGGGAGUCCAGAUGCUCGUCCAGAUGCUCCAGCUCGGGGCAGCUCCCUGUCCAGCAACUCCUCAGUCAGUACCACUUCCCUGGACACGCUGUACACUGGACCCAGCACUGUGGAGCCAGGACCCCCCACAGCUGCCUCAAGCCCCAGCCACACGCCUCCUCCUAUUCCUAGCCGAAGCAGCGCUCGGGGCGCUGUGCCCAAACCCCCCACUUUACAGAACCAGAGCACCACUGCAGAGCCCCCUGGGACCACAGAGAGCCCUCCUGAGAAGGAUGAGCAGGAGGUGGCUGCAGCCCCAGCUCCAGCCCUGACUCCAGCUCCUGAUCUGGAGGCCCUUAGCACCCUGACCCUAGAGGAGCCAGAAAAGAAGGAAGAAGAUCCUGUGGCCCCAGUGGCUGUGCCUUCAACAAUUGGUGCAGAACUGAUGGAGCUGGUCCGAAGAAAUACCAGCCUGAGCCAUGACUUGUGCCGUGUGGCCAUUGGUGUUGUUGUUGGGCACAUCCAGAGCUCAGUCCCAGCUGUUGCAGGGGUCAUGGAGCAGAUCCUCAUCUCCCUGGUGGAGAGCAAGGAUUUGAGCUCAGCCCUGCCCUCGGGCCAAGUGUGUCAUGACCAGCAUCGCCUAGAGGUGAUUUUCACAGAUUUAGCACGGCGGAAGGAUGAUGCCCAACAGCGCAGCUGGGCCCUCUACGAGGAUGAGAAUGUCAUCUGCUGCUACCUGGAGGAGCUGCUUCGAAUCUUGACAGAUGCAGACCCAGAAGUUUGUCGGAAGAUGUGCCAGAAGAAUGAGUUUGAGCCAGUCCUCUCUCUGGUGGCCUAUUAUCAGAUGGAGCACCGGGUUCCCCUCCGCCUGUUACUCCUGAAGUGUUUUGGGGCCAUGUGUAGCCUCGAUGCGGCUGUAAUCUCUACACUGGUCACGUCCAUCUUGCCAAUGGAGCUGGCUCGGGAUAUGCAGACAGACACACAAGACCACCAGAAGAUGUGUUACUCGGCCUUGGUCCUGACCAUGGUGUUCUCCAUGGGGGAGCCACUCCCCUAUCACCACUAUGAGCACCUCAGUGCCCAUUUUGUCCAGUUCCUGUUGGAUGUUGUUGAGGAUGGUCUGCCCUCAGACACUACUGAUCAGCUGCCUGACCUCUUUGUCAAUCUGCUUCUGGCCUUCAAUCUGCACAUUCCAGACCCAGAAAACAACGUCAUCAUGACCACUGUCAGCAAACGUUCAAAUGUCAAGAUCUUCACAGAGAAGCUGCUGUUGCUGCUGAACAGAGGGGAUGACCCAGUACGCAUCUUUAAGCACCAGCCACAGCCCUCUCACUCAGUCCUCAAGUUCCUGCAGGACGUGUUUGCAUCCCGGGAGACUGCUUCCAUCUUUUAUCACACUGACAUGAUGGCCUUGAUUGACAUCACUGUGCGGCAUAUCUCAGACCUAUCACCUGGAGACAAGCUGCGCAUGCAGUAUCUGACUCUGAUGCACGGCCUCAUCCGCUCCACCUCCUACCUGCAGCACGGCCACCGGCUGCCAGACCUGCGGGCCACCCUGAGGCGCAUCCUGUCUGAAGAGGAGGGUGGACUGCAGAGCCAUACUGACCAGACCAUUGUCCGCCACAUGUGCGAGGAAUUCCCUGCUCUCCUCUGCCCAUCUACCAGCUAACCCUCAGCCCCUCACCUGCCUCUGCCUCUGCUCUCGGCCAUCUUCCCUAACCCCAAGCCCCAGACUCUUACCCUUCAAUGUCCACUCUAUGACCUGGAGACUUCUGGGUGAGGGGGCUUGAUGCCCUCACCCUAGGCCUUGGGGGCCCAGAACGUUUUGCACAGAGUUGCAGGAUGGGGGGCAUGAAGCUGAGCCGGUCUCAAUCACCCCCGUUCCCCCCCCCCAAAAGCAAGAAACACUGGAAACACUGGGAAGGGCUAAGGCUCUCUGGGUAUUCUUUGGUACAGCGGAGGAAGGGGAGGCCAAGAACAAGCAACAAAACAUUGGAAAUACUGUGGGGUUGGGGAAGGUUCUGGGUGUUCCUUGGGGGGUGAGGGACUGACACUCCCCCAAGGCCUCUGUCUUCCCUGUCUUUCCUCCCACUGCUGCUUAUUACCUAGCCCUGCCCACACUGCUCUUGUGGCCUGACAGAGAGCAUACUUGCCAAGCCCUGGCCUGACCUUAUUGAGGCUGCCUCCAUUAUUCCCUGCCUAUUCUUCUCACUUGCCUUCUUGCCUUAGCUUUGCCCCCCAGCCUUCAGGGCCCACCUGUCCUCCCACCCUCUCCCAGUGCCCCUUGGGAUUGGGGUCUGACCCCAAGUUGGGAAGGAGGCAAAGGAAGGGAGCCAACAGACCCUCUUGUGGGCUGGGAGCCUUUGCCCCCUGGCACUCAGGGGUCCAUUGUAGCCCUGCUCCACUCUAAGAUGGUCUGACCAACAUCAGGUUUUGUUUUCUCUGUAAAAAAUGUACGAAAGUUCAAAGGGACGUGUAUUUUCUUAACUGCUUAUAGCACAGCCAGACUGGAAAAUAGAUGAAUAAAUCACUCACGAGCAUCCCC
Trichosurus vulpecula (common brushtail) is the source of this 3195-nucleotide messenger RNA. It is a transcript of the gene NCKIPSD, whose product is annotated as NCK interacting protein with SH3 domain. The record is from RefSeq and is a predicted model, not a curated record. Gene Ontology annotation, biological process: endocytosis. Lineage: Eukaryota; Metazoa; Chordata; Mammalia; Diprotodontia; Phalangeridae. Gene Ontology annotation, molecular function: Arp2/3 complex binding; protein binding. The coding region runs from base 100 to 2319 and encodes 739 amino acids. The transcript has 13 exons.